Messenger RNA from Actinia tenebrosa (Australian red waratah sea anemone), 1079 nucleotides. Its product is annotated as adenosine receptor A3-like. Gene Ontology annotation, cellular component: plasma membrane. Gene Ontology annotation, molecular function: G protein-coupled receptor activity. The record is from RefSeq and is a predicted model, not a curated record. Lineage: Eukaryota; Metazoa; Cnidaria; Anthozoa; Actiniaria; Actiniidae. Gene Ontology annotation, biological process: G protein-coupled receptor signaling pathway.
UCUGAGGUAACGCCAUAUAUGUUUUCUAAACAGGAAGAUAUAAGCACGUGACCAUGUGGUAUUUAUGGUUCUUUGUUCUGGAAGCAGUUGCCAUAGUAACAGGAAAUGUUACUGUCUUGGUUGUAUUCACUCGUACACCUUCACUGCGCAAGCGCAAACACUUCCUACUGGUGAGUCUAGCGGUGGCUGAUCUCCUCGUGGGAGUCAUCUCAGUACCAAUGUAUGUAACAACAUUCUACGUAGGCAACAUAAUAAUAUACCAAAUAUACCAAAUCCAGGAUAUUCUAUUUGCUACAGCCUCCAUGUUUGGUUUGACGGCCGUGGCCAUUGAACGAGCGUAUGCCGUAUAUUUCCCAUUCAAACACCGUACACUUUGGAAAGGUGUGUGCAUGAUCGGUAUAGCAGCGAUAUGGAUGAUGGCGGCAUUCAUUGCAAUUUCGUCGAAGAUUUAUUUUGACGGAAUAAUUAUUGAUAUUUUUAUACUGACUGCACCAAUUAUCUUCUCUCUUCUUGGUAUCAUUAUUUCAUAUUGCCUUAUAUGGAUUAAAGUUAAUUGCAUGACAAAUGCACAAGGUCGCGCAAUCCAAAGACGAGACAACAAGCUCAYUGUCACACUUUUGAUCGUCAUUGUCAUCAGCUUGAUCGCUUGGAUUCCAUUUCAAGUUAUUAUGGUAUAUUGGAAGAUCUGUAUAAACUGUUCUCUCACUGGCAGUGUUGUUUACACGUCUAAAUUCCUACAUUAUGGCAACUCCCUCGUCAAUCCUAUUAUCUACGCACUGCGCAUGCCUCAGUUCAGAACUCCGCUUCUUUACCGUUUACGGAGUYGUGCUCCAUGUAACAAUAGUUAUGAGCAAAACCAUGACCACAGGCCAAAUACCAACAGAAAUAACCAUGACAACGAUGCUGCCAACCAACUGAACGCUGGUAAUCAUGACAACGGCCUUGGUAUCCUUGGAAACAAUGGUAAUGAGUUAGAGCUCGAUACCUUAGAUAAUCACGACGGGGACGUAAACCAUCCAAGCUAUUGCAGGGAGAGGGGGAAAAUAUCUGCUGAACUUGUGCAUGAAUCUACAGUAUAA